Brassica rapa (field mustard) is the source of this 6360-nucleotide messenger RNA. Its product is annotated as agamous-like MADS-box protein AGL30. Gene Ontology annotation, biological process: positive regulation of transcription by RNA polymerase II. NCBI's taxonomy places the organism in Eukaryota, Viridiplantae, Streptophyta, Magnoliopsida, Brassicales, Brassicaceae. Gene Ontology annotation, molecular function: cis-regulatory region sequence-specific DNA binding; protein dimerization activity; DNA-binding transcription factor activity, RNA polymerase II-specific. The record is from RefSeq and is a predicted model, not a curated record.
GUAAGGGGUGGGAGGUGGGGGGAGGGGAGGGUAGAGUUAUUGGAAUUAAAUUUCAGUUUUAAAUGAUGAACACAAAUGUUGCGUAAGAAAACAAAAUCUCGGAAAUCAAAGAUGCAUUGGAUCCAAUUCACAUGAUCAGAAAAAAUACGUUUCAAGUUUACUGUGGCUAACAUGUUCGACCCCACGAACCGAUUUUGGCGUACGAUGUCGCACAAACAGGACGUCCAUGCUACUCAUUUUACUAUAGCCACACACAUUGCUCAAUUAUAUACUGACCCAGUUCGGAGCACAUAAUGGCAUAGCCAAUAGUAGCUAGUUUAAUAGGUUUGCAUGCUUUGGGUCCUGAUAGGCAUAAAGCCUCUUCAAUACAAUAAUAAAAUUCACUACGGUUCUCUUUUUUUGUCAGGAUUCACUAUGAUUCACUUCUAAUGUUGCUUACAAUAUUUUUUAUUUUAUAUAAGAGGAAGAUUCCAAAUCAAAACAUAAACUAAUUGGUCGGGUGAUUGGGGAUCAUGGGAUUUUUUUUUAUCAAAGAGUUAUGCAUUCAUACUAAACGAGCUACUCAGUAGUCAAUAGUUAAUUCGGAACAAUGUUUGCCAAAGCGGCUUUUGCAAGAGCAGCUGCAGUCUGCAGAACAAUUUGCAGUGCGAGGGACAAAAUUAAACACUAAUGAAGAGAAGAGAGUAGCAAGGUUUCUUAUAUCAACAAGAAGACCUUUAAUCUCAUUCAAAUCCGACCCAUUUCAAAGCACAUAGUUACAUAGGCAAUAGUAGCUAGCUUAAUAGGCUUGCAUGCUUGGGGUCCGGAUAGGCAUAAAGCCUCAUCAAUAUAGUAAUAAACUAAUUCGCUUUUUUUUUAAUUGGAAAUUUAUAAAAUUCAUUUCUUGGUUUAACUAUAUUGUUGUUUGACAAUAUAUUGAAUUUAGUUUUAUACAAGAGGAAGAUCCCAUAUCGUUUGACUUAUUCCGAAUAAUUUUUGAAAAUUUAAAUUUUAGGUUUUUUUUUUGAAAAUAUAAAGUUUAUGUAAUACUACUUCGAAUGAUUUAGCUAGAGUUUUAAUUAACCGUUAAGAGAACAUGGUGGAUCUGGACAUUAAAUCAGGAACACAAGCAAGUGAGGAUCGUAUACGUGAACAAGGGCAUGAAAUUUGAAAAACAGAAAGAAAUGGAGAUGAUGACAACAUGUACGUACGAUAAACAUAAAAUAAAUGCUGGAACUAAUCACGAAGAGUACCACUCACUGUUCUGAGAUUUAACCAAAAUUCAUGACAUGAAAGUAAGCAAAUAGUAAUAGUGUCAAAAUGAGAAACAAAUUGUGAACGAAAUGACUACCCUAAUAUAUCUUUCAAAUCGAUCACUAAAAUCACACGAAACUUUUGUAAUCACUAAAAUAUCUUUGCAUUCAUUAGGUAUUCCACUAAAUCACUAAAAUACUUUGCAGUUCAUUAGAUAUUCACUAGUCCAAUUUAUAUUAUCCUCUUGGUAACCCGGUUCAUUAUCCUCUUACGCGGCCUCCUAUUGGUUACGAUACCUUCUUGGAACGGGACAGGUUUAAAGAUAAAGAGUACAAAAUAUUUUAUUUUUUUAACCAUAAGAGUUUUGAUGUUUUUGGAUCAGAAUCUCCUGCAUUUGGAAUCAGUUUUUGAAAAUUAUAAUUUAACAUUCUAUACCAAAAGAUCUAAACCUGUACCAGAAAGAAAUCAACUCUUUUGUACUACAUUUUUAUAAAAUAUAUGUAAAUUUUAGAUAUCACUUUAAUUCUUUUAAAUAAAACAUGUAUGUGGAAAAACUUACCACCAGCUUAUUGUGGAACUUUUUAUUCCUCAACAUUUUGAAUUGAUUGAACCAAAUAGAGAUACACUAUUGAUCACUCACAGGAGCCUAACACAGCCUACACAAUAGGAUCGUGCAUGCCAAUAUGCCAUACAAAAAUAAUGCUAGAACAAGCCUGAAGGAACCCAAACGAACACAGGUCACAUAACACAGAGGCCUACCAGGUUAUCUUAGAGCUACCUUGGUAGAUAGCCAGAAAAGGAGCCAAAUUGGUAAAAGGGAAGAAAUAAAGAAAAUUCUGGACAUAUAGAAAUAAGUAGUGAAAUCACUAAUUGUUUAAAUAAAAAUCAUUAUGGUUAUUUAGGUCGGGUCUCGUCGAUCGAUCCAGAAAAUGUAAAAAACUAUGGUAGACAAAAAUAUAGGAAAUAAACAAAGAUCUUGGCUACUAACACGUGUGGACCGUGAUUACUUACUCAUCACGGCAUCGUCGUCACCUCGAGCGAGUGGAGAAAUUGACACGUUGGCCUUAUUCGGUUAGUAGCUAUUGGUUACAGGUUAUUUUGGUGGUUAGCCCAAAUGAGUGGUCCAAUAAAACAAGCGGGUAAUUCGUUGUUUCUGUUCUGUGAAGCAAAGAGAGAAAAACAAAUGAGACGAUCGAUCCCACAGUUUCCUAUUUUCAAGCUUUCAAUUCAAACCCUAAUAUCCGAUUUUGGCGGUCACACCUGUCGUCUCAAUCGCAAACCUAUUUCUUCUCUCUCCUUCACGAUCCUUCUUCCUCUCUUAAGCUUUAUCUUCUUUCUUCCUCAUAAGGAAAGUGUUUUCCUUUAGCAUCCGAUUGAAGGAAAGUUUGUUUUUGUCUUAAAUUAGGAUGGGGAGAGUGAAGCUAAAGAUAAAGAAACUAGAUAGCAUCAAUGCACGGCAAGCUACUUAUUGCAAAAGGAAAAAUGGGAUCAUGAAAAAGGCUAAAGAGUUGUCCAUCUUAUGCGAUAUAGAUGUUGUGCUUCUCAUGUUCUCUCCCGCGGGAAAGCCUUCCCUGUGCACCGGAGAACACAGCAUUGGAGAAGUCAUUGGUAAGUUUUCUCAACUUGCUCCGCAAGAAAGGGCAAAGAGGAAGUUGGAUAACCUUGAAGCCUUGAAGAAAACAUUCAUGAAGCUUGACCACGAUGUAAAUAUAUCAGAGUUUCUAGAGAGAAGUAAACCAACAGUUGAGGUUGUAAGCGAACAAGUCAGGUUUCUACAAAAACACUUAUCAGAAAUACACACAAGACUAAGCUAUUGGACUGAGGUUGAGAAGGUUGACAGCAUAGACGAUUUGCAACAACUAGAAAACUCAAUAAGACAGUCUUUGUAUCAAAUCCGUGUUCAUAAGGUAUAUAACCCAUAUCACAAAUACUUAGUUAAGGUUUCAUUUCACCAAACUUAUGCAUCAUAUUGGGAACAACAGGAGAACGUGCUGCAACAUCAGCAGCAGCAACUUAUGUCCAUUGAAUGCAAAAACGAGAGUGACAUAGAUCUGGACUUUGGAAUUGAUAUAGAGCAACAGCUUGAGAAUUUCUCAUGGGUUCGUACAGAUGAAAACAUGAAGGCUCCUCUAAAAGAAGAAGAAGACCCUAAUCUGCAGUUUUAUCAUACCUAUAAGGAACUAACGUGCUCCGCAAGUUCAUCUCUUGAGAGUUACUCAGGAUUGUUUGGUAUCAAAACACCAAAACUAGAAACUGGUAGCAUUCCCGGGACAUCGGUUGAUCCAAAUCUGCAAUACAGCAAUCUAAGUUUCCUAAAUGAUCCAAAGCUUCAGCAACUAGCUGAGUGGAACCUAUUAGGAAGUCCUGCAGAUUACUACGUUAGCCAGAUCUUGGAAGCUUCUUAUAGGCCUCAGUUUGGAGGAAACUGGCCUUCUUCUGAGAUGUCAAAUUAUCCUUUCACCGUCUUUGAUGAUCCUCUGCUUUCAAGGGUAAAACAACGGUUUUGCUCAUCUUCACAGUUCUGAUAUUGCAUGUCUUGUUUCGCUGACUGUUUCUGACGUAUCUAAACAUGCAGCAGGCAAACCUAUAAGUAGCUCUGGAAAAACACGAAGCGUUGGUCCGAAAACGGGCCUUGUAUUGAGCAGUCACGAGAAUGCGAAAGAAGCUAGAAUUGAUGAGUUACUAGUGAAACAAAAAAAAAAAAUACUAAAAAUACAGUACCAAAUUGCUUGUUAGGUACCGAACUUGGAUCAUUCAUAAAUUGUAAGAAAAUAUUAAUGAGUAAUUCUAGAUUAUAGUUUGUUUGUCAUUGAGAUUGGAAUUGGAUUUAUUUUUAAAAAAAAAUAUAACAGCAUCAUUAUUAAAAAAUUUAAAAUUUAAAUCUCUUACAAUUAUUUUAAUAUUUUGUUGUUAUCAAAUUAAAUAAUAUUUAAUUGAAAUUUAUAGAAAAUUAGAAAAUAUAUAUACGGUAGCACUAAGAUAUAUUCUUGUCUAAGAAAUAACAUAUAAGGAAAAAGUUCUCAAAGUAGCAUUUAUCAACAAAAAAUAAUUAAUUUAUUUUUUUAUUUGUGUUUAGGUUUAAUGAUUAAGUUUUAGGGUUUAGUAUUUAGUGGAUAGAGAUUAGAGUAAAGUUUAGAUCAUCACUGUUAAAGUAAAUUCUUUCACAAAUCUAUAUUAAUGUCUUUUUGUCAAAUUAUAUUAAUGUUUAGUUAGAGUUUUUGCCUUUUUGGAAGAAUUGUGCGAAUUUUUUUUUUGAGGCUCAACUUAAAAAGCUGCAGCUGAAAAUGAGAAUGUUCUAGUCUGCUAGAUUGCGAUGGGCUUAAAAGGCCCAUAGAUAUAGAAAAAGAGGACGGUGUUAAAUAUGUUGGUUAGCAAUACGAAUGAUGGGGGACCCCAUAGGACUCAUGUGGGUAGUUUUGGGACAAAACAAUAUGUCAGACGAGCACAUGGCUUCGGUUGUUCUGUAUCUCUCGUGACUGUUAGUUACUACGUGCACCUCAGUUCCGAUUCUCUUCUUUUUCUUUUUGUUGUCACGACGUGUUGUUCGCAUUCCAAUUAAAUUAUUAUUAUUUUAGAAGAAAAACACUCUUUAUUGCGAUUUUUUAUUUUUAAAAUAGCUAUAUUUUCUCCGCAAAUUGCUGAAUUUCUUGUCUGCAAGUUAAUGAAAUAGACAAAGACGUUAAAUGUUUCAAAAAAAAAAAAAAAAAAGACAAAGACGUUAAAUAUGGAAGGACGUAUACGGGUUUAAAGUAUUUUAAAGUUACUGUUUUAAAUGAAUACAUUUUUUGUGAUGAUUCUAUCGGCUGAUCUAGUUAACUUUAAGAAUAAGACAUUUAGUAUUACAAAAUAGAGUUAAUAUAUUGAUAUGAAUUUGAAUGCUUUCCGACUAAUAUCAUGCAUAUGUUUAUAUACAUGAAAUCAUAUUUUUUUGUAGCAAAAUUAACAUGUCAAUACUCAAAUACACGAGACAAAAAAAUACAAUACUUAAGAACCGGUGACGAAUUAAUGCUGAGAUUGCCGAAUGACCGAGUUUAGCUAAGAUAAAAAGAUUAUUUAUCGAUGUCUUUAUAAAGUUUAUAGUUUUUUUUGCUUAAAAUUUAUAAAGUUUGUAGUUCUAGAUAAAUUUGCUACCUUUGGAGAAAAGUGAAUGGACGGUUACAACUCGGUGUUUGUGCAUGACGCGAGACGAAUGUCUAUUCCAACAAAAAAAAAAAAAAAAUCACCAUUUAGGUAUUUUAGUUAUAACUUAUAAGUUAGCACGUCGUUAAGAAUUUAAAUUUAAAGCAUCACAUGGCCAUAUAGCUCUUCACAUGCAAUGCAAUACAACUCUUACAAAAGAAAUGGUCGGAAAUACUGUCUUUGUUAGGUUAGGUUAGUUUUCUGUAACUAGGUUAGGUUAGUUUUGACAACUGAUAACUAAUCUCUUUUUUUUAUUUUUGAAAGGAUAACAGUGGCCCAAGUCACCAUAUACCACAUUUGGCGGCAACCGGAACAACCUCCUGCAUAAUAAACAUCUUCUUAACAGCAGCUUCAGUCUUCAGAUUAAUCGAUCGAGAUAUACGGUUCAUCAUCCUCGGAAGAAGGAAUAAGAGGCUUUUCAAAGACCUCUUACUUCUUUGGCUCUCUUAAUCGGAAGAUUAAACUUGCACUUGCGAAUCAUAAUGUAUUUUUAUUUUAUUUUUUGCCUUGGAUACAUUGAUUCUAGGAUAAUUAUUUUGUAAAAUUUUUUUUUUUCAUUUCUAAUGAUAUUAACGUUUUUAGCAACAAAAAAAAAAUAACUGAUAACUAAUCUCAAUUGUUAUAUAUACAUUUUCUUUUGUUUAACGAGAAGACUAUAAUCGAAAACUAUUAACAAUCUUUUGUGAAACGCUAUUUAGAACUUUGCUUUUUCCAUGCAAUCCAUGUGAAUUAUUUUAUAUAUUUCCAAUAAAUAUAUCCCGGACGUGAACAUAGUAAACAAGUACAUGCCGAUUGUUUUUUUACUCUAUCUGGCGAUUUAACACACACAAACUGAAAUAACAAAUUCCCAACAAUCUUUAUAAAAAUUGAAAAAUUCACAACAUAGAUGACUUGAGAAAAUACAAAUCAAACAAUUCUUGAAACAGGAAACUCUCCCUCUUGCUUCAA